AGUCCGCAAGGGCCUGCCGUCUCCAGGGCAGACGUCGGGGCCACUUCUUUGCCCGGCAGGGGCGCUUUGGCACUCCUCCCAUCCCUCUGCUGCUGGCCGUCUGCGGCCACGACACUCUGACGUAGGGGGCUCGGGGCUCCUGCGCACGUGCUGAAGGAAGGAAUCCACUCGCUUCUCUCCACCCACACCUGUCCACGCAUCCCGUCGCCCCGCAGCAACCGGCACGGAGCGCGGGUCGUGAGGAGGCGCCGCCGUCCGGCCUGGGGCCCCAGCGCAGGAUGAGCGGCGGCUCGGCGCCUAGGUCUCGGGAGGCAGCCGCGACGCCGCGCUCCAAGCAGAGGGCCGGGGGAGGACCGGGCGCCUCUGCUGACCCCCGCCGGCAGCCCGCAUCUCCGGGCGGCGGUGUCGCGGGACCCUGGGCCGGGGCUCCGCGCGCCCCUCGCCCCGCCGGACCAGGGCCAGCCUGGGCUCCCGCCCCUCCCCAGGCUCCGCCCCAGUCCGCCCAGGCUCCGCCCCGGUCCGCCCAGGCUCCGCCCCACCCCGGCCCGAGACGCGUCCGCCGCGCGCAGCUGCCCAGGCGUGGCGCUGCAGGGUGGACGCAUCAACUCGCACCCAGAGGUGGGAACCACUGGCCAGGCCCUGACCAGCUCUCUGCACCCUAGAGGCUUCAGCCCCACCAAGACUCGCCCUUUACCCUCCCCUAACCGCAGCCCCAGACGAGCCUGGCCACUGCCCUCCAUGGGGCUGUGCUUCUGGGUGACAUCAGAGCCCUGCCGCCUGCCUCUGGCCGCUGGCCUGUGAAGGAGCCUGGUCCCCAGCCCCUAGGUGCCACAGCAUGCAGCCCCCGGAGAGCAGCGUCCAUUACAGCAAGUGGGAUGACAGCAGCAGGGACGAGGUCAGCAUGGCUGCUGUGUCCAGCACAGAGGAGGCCUCCUGCAGCAGGAGGAUCGCCCGGAAGCUGUGCACGGGCAAGCUGGGGAAGGCCAUGAAGGUGCUGGGCGGAGUGGCCCUCUUCUGGGUCAUCUUCAUCCUGGGCUACGUCACGGGCUACUAUGUGCACAAGUGCAAAUAAACGCUGCCCACCUC
Sciurus carolinensis (gray squirrel) is the source of this 1086-nucleotide messenger RNA. It is a transcript of the gene Smim1, whose product is annotated as small integral membrane protein 1 (Vel blood group). Bases 836 to 1072 code for a protein of 78 amino acids. Lineage: Eukaryota; Metazoa; Chordata; Mammalia; Rodentia; Sciuridae. The transcript is spliced from 4 exons. The record is from RefSeq and is a predicted model, not a curated record.